Galleria mellonella (greater wax moth) is the source of this 2544-nucleotide messenger RNA. RefSeq lists its product as uncharacterized. The record is from RefSeq and is a predicted model, not a curated record. The coding region runs from base 83 to 1354 and encodes 423 amino acids. The transcript is spliced from 2 exons. NCBI's taxonomy places the organism in Eukaryota, Metazoa, Arthropoda, Insecta, Lepidoptera, Pyralidae.
AUAAACAGUAGUGUUACGAUACAUUAUUGAUGCAGUACUCAUAUAAUUAUCACUGAAGACUAGUAACAACGCUAAAAUAAUUAUGGAAAAUAAUAUAAUUAAAUACAUAACUGAAGAAGAUAUAAAUUUGAUUUUAUUAAAGUGUGAAUAUCCGAGUGAUGUAAUUGUAGAAAACUACGAUGUAUGCAAUGCUAGUAAAUAUAUGAUGGGAUUUUUAGGAGACUAUUGGAAACUUAAAAUACGAAUUGCCAUAAAAAACGAUGAAAACAUUGUGAGAAAAACCCUUAAUUUUUUCAUAAAAGCAAUAUCUAAAUCAAACCUCUCUAAGGCUGAGGUUGUGAGAGAAAUGAAAUUAUUCGAAAAGGAAUUAUGCUUUUAUUCAGUUAUUAAGAUGAACAUAAAUUUACCAGAUAUGAAACCUUGGAGUGCUAGAUUAAUAACACCUCUGAAUGAAGCAUUAGUGUUUGAAGAUUUAACGUCGCUACAAUAUGAAACUCGCAAUAAAUUCACAAGGUUCGAUAAAGACCAUAUGUUACAAGCAUUAAAAACAUUAGCUCGGUUUCACGCAUCUUCCAUUAUAUUUGAAGAGAAUAAAAGUCAACGUUUGCAACGUUCUUACAAAAUAAAUGACGAGUAUUCGCAUUUGUUGGACGAAGGAGGUUAUCACAAAUCCGAACCUUGGUUUAUUCAAUGUAUGAACGGUGCACUAGAAACUAUCACUGCUUAUUCAAAAUAUAGCACUAAUGAGAAAAUUAUGAAUCUAAUUAAACUCCAUUGGAAUAAUGUUUGGUAUUCAGCUUUAGAAUUAAGUAAUAUGUCAAGUGAAUACAGAAAUGUGAUCUGUCAUCGUGAUUUAUGGAACAAUAAUAUACUUUUUCAUUAUAAGAAAGUCGGAGAAACACUGAAACCAGACGAUUGUAUGAUUGUUGACUUCCAAGCUGUACGAUAUCAACCACCGGCCGGCGAUGUCAUGGUCCUUCUAUAUUGUAACUUAGAUCCCAAAUUUCGAGAAGAAAAUCUUAAUUUGUUUCUCGACUAUUAUCAUAAAGAGUUAGAGCUUAUUCUUAUUAAAUAUGGCAUUAAAAUCGAAGACGUUAUAAACAAAGAAGAUUUUUUAAACUCCGCAGAAUGUCAACGAAAAUGGGGUCUUAUUGUUUGUGCUUGUUUAAUACCACAAAUUUGGAUAGACGAUGAAUUGAUAACAAAGAUAUUUUGUGACACGACCCAAUUUGAUAAAGUAUUGACGAAGGACAAGGGAACCUUUAUAAAACAUAUGGUAAAAACAAAUCAGGAUUACAGAGAAAAUAUUAUGCUUAUAUUUGAUGAAAUUAUAGAAAGAUAUAUAUUGUGUUAAUACAAUGUAGGUAUUUAUAUCAUCCAAAACCAAAUCCCAAUUGAACUUUAAAAAUAAAGAGUAAAAAAAAAGAUCUAAGGAUAUUUGAUAUUUCUUUUAAAACAAUAUUAUUCGUUUUUAUCCGGUUGUACUCGUAUAUGUUCGUGCUGAUUAUUACUUGGUUUUGCAUUGUUGUAACUCCAAACAGGAUUAGGAACAAACUUGUUAUCCUCAAGCUUGCGAGUGCCAAAUUUCUUAUACCAAGGAUCAUCAUGCCGCCUGCUGUAUAUAUCGCAAAACGGACGCAGCAGAAGAAUAUAUAUUAGUUCUACGAAACUCAAGAUACUUGCGCCAAGGAAUAGUCCUCCAGUACCACCUGUGGAUACUGUAAAUUAUUAUAGAAAAAUUAAUGAAGAAAAAAUAUAGUAGAUAUAUUUAAAUACGAAUAAUAAAUAAUGAAAAAUUAAUUUAUAAAUAUGUUUCAUUAAUAUAAUAAUUAUUAUGAUAUAAAUGGGUCAUAUCGUAUAUCAAGUAUUACGUUCACCACUGUAGCAACGUUGUUAGACUUGUCAGACCAUUGUUCUACAACUCCAUUAGUGAUUAAUAGUCGUAAACAGAAAUAAACUCUUUAUUGUUUCAAAAGUCCUUUUACCAGAGGAAGACUUUGUACAAAAGUCGUUUGCUUGGGUACCUCUGUUCCAUUCGUGUUUCAACCGUAAAGCAGUUGUGUUUACAUGGCUAUGUUUCGGUUUGAAGGGUGGGAUAUGGCGUGAAUUUACAGGGUAUGGAGAAUUAAUACCUGAGUCCUCAGGAAUGGCAACGCAUGGGGGGUAUCAUGAACAAAACAGUAUAUCUGUUAUGUCCAUGGUACUGCUCAUGUCUAUAGGCGACGGUCACCACUUUCCAUCAGAUGGGCCGUCAGUUUAUUUGCCAUUCAGAGUUGUAUAAAAAAAAAAUAACAGCAGUAAAUUUUAUCUACUUUUUUUUAAUGUAGAAUUUUUUUAUUUUCGUGCGUUACAUUACGGAUACCCUUACUUGUAUUAUAAUACCUUAGAUUAAUAUAUUAAUAAUAAGGCACGGAUAUUACUUUACUAGUGUAAAGUACUAAUUAUCUUUGCCUUAAAUACAUUUUAUACAAUUAUAGUGCAGUCAGGAACAAAAAUUAAGAACAUAAAUAUCCCUGUUUAUAAAAUGCCUAAACGCACUUGAUG